Messenger RNA from Thlaspi arvense, 1821 nucleotides. Lineage: Eukaryota; Viridiplantae; Streptophyta; Magnoliopsida; Brassicales; Brassicaceae. The record is from the annotation of a GenBank genome assembly.
AUGGAUGCGAAUUCGGGUACUGGGAAACAGAAAGAUCGUUGUUUGAUGGAAACCCAUUUUCUAAAACCCUAUGUAACUUCCAUUGAUGGUCCUGUAGCCGAGCUUCCUCGUCACCGUUCCUCUGUUUCGUCAUCAGAUCUAAAAGACUCAUUUUCCAGGAUAUCCUUCACUGGGUUUUGGUUUCCAAAUGCUAACUCUCGCCGUUGUAUUUCGAGACAUGUGUUCCCAAUUGCUGUUCGUUUAGCUAGAGGUGAAAAGGUUGCUCUUGCUCCUGCUGUUCUAGCGAGUAUAUACAGAGAUUUGGGUCACAUUCAAGCUUUUGCUAGAGAAAAGUCUACUCAGAAUCUCUCUCCCAAAUCGCUGUUUAAGUUAGUCCAAGUUUGGGCGUGGGAGAGGUUCAGAAACAUAAGACCAGAAGCUAGAGAGGUAAGAAGAGGUGAACCAAGGAUUGCUCAAUGGAGCCGUUUAAAUCAGAAAUAUGCAGAGAAAGAGAGUUUGAGUUUUGAUGAUUUCGAGUGGCGGCCAUACACUAAACCUCUAGAUAAUUGGAAACUUUCUCGGUUGUACCUUGAAGAAGCUAAGUGGGUGACUAUUGAUGACGAUCUUGACGAUGAGUUUGUUUCGUUUGCUCGAUGUGUGAGGAGUUCUCAGCUUGUUGGGAUUGGUUUUGUAGAGGGUUACUAUCCGAAUCGAGUGGCAAUGCAAUUCGGGUUGAGUCAAGACCUUCCUGGUUUGGUUAGUGAUCAUAGCAGCUUCACAGAACAAGAGGCAUGGGAUGAUUACAACAAGUCUCUUGUUGGUCUAAAGCUGUAUGUGCCUUCUCGUCUCGCUACAACUUCUGUUACUGUAAGAUACCGAGACUGGUGGCUAAAAUCAGUUUCAGGCUUUUUGGGUUCUCCAGAGUCAACUGAAACUUUUAACGCAAGAAAUACAGCUGAUGAUGAUGAUGUAUCUCUUAAGGUAAUGCUUCAGGAGAUAGGAAAAGAGUUUUCUGCAAAACUCAAAAGAUGUAGGAAACGUAGAACAGCGAAACAAAUGGGAUCUGAGAUAAAGAAAGGCAAGACCGGUGAUUGUGGUGCCUCAGCUUUAACAGAAGUGCCACUUAGUGAGUUGUUUCAGAAGGAGUUAGCCAAGAGGACAAGUGAGCAUUUGAGAGACAAGAGACGCAAGGGAGCUCGUGAGUACGAUGAUGAUGAUUCGAAUCGUAUGGAUUGUUAUGAUGAAAUUACCAUUGCUCAGUUGAUCAAAUCUAGAAGUAAAACAGAAGGUGAUGGUUCUGUAUCACUUGGAAAAAGAAGGAGACAUGAGGAGGAUAGCAAUGGUUCAAGGAUUUUUCAAGAGCUUGCUUCUGGAGAUGAUGAAACUGUAGCGCCACAAGAAACAAAGCAGAGGAGUGAAGAGUAUGAUGAAGAAGAAACUGGAAGCAAGGCGGAGGAGAUUUCGGUUCUGAUCCCAUCUGAUGGAAACAAAUCUCCAGAUCCUCUUCUUGAUGUUAAUGGGGGAAUAGAUAACAUUGUUGUGUCACCACCAGAGACAAGGCAAAACUGUGAUGAUGAAGUUUAUGUCAGUGGAGUCAAUGCUGAGAAGAAUAGGACUAUAGUCGGUGAGGGAACCAAGGAAGUAGAGUGUUUGGUCCAUGUCCAUGAAGAUGGAGAAAAGCAGAGAGAUGAUGAUGAUGAAAGAUCAAAGCAGAGAAAGCUUGCAAUAUAUGAGCUAGCAGCGAAUCUAGAGGCACGUAUAAUGAAGGCGGAGAAGACUUCGGCAAAGAUUAGAAAAUGGAAAACCGAAAGAAACCAUAUCAAAACUGGAGUUUCUGCUUAG